ACCUCAGAGCCUUUCACUUCUGGGUGACACGAGUCUCUUAAUUGAGCCUGUGCCGUGAUGACGGGGCCGGACAACUCUUCCACGUAUUUUACGAUCACGGGGCGGAGCUGAGGAACAGUAUUUGGACAAAUGGCAAUGUUUACAUUAUGUAAUCUGAAAAAGAGUACCAAUCAAACUCGCAAGGACGCUCGUUGCCUCGAAAUUAAAUUGCUGCGCGUAAUCUGCUUCCUGAAUCUCGGAAAUCCCCAACUAUUUGCGUAACAGUCCGUCAUAAGCCGAGUGUUAGAGACGCGAGCGAUCUACAAACGCAGCGAGGAUCGUAAAAUUGAGUUAAAUUUAGACAAAUUUGAAGGCAAUCUUACUCUACAUUGAAAAAAGAAACAUGACUGAAAGCAAGGACAAUACGGUACGCGUGGUGUUUGUAUCCUUGCUACUGGAUCUCCUGGCGUUUACAAUGAUACUGCCGCUGCUACCAGCCCUCUUGGACCAUUACAAAGAAAUAGAAAAGGGACACGGACUGUAUUCGACUAUUUUGAACUGUAUGAAGAGUAUACAGAUUUUCUUUGACGCACCAGAUAAAGUCAGCACAGUUCUAUACGGAGGUUUUUUAGGCUCUAUGUAUUCCUUCUUGCAAUUCCUGGGAUCGCCAAUCAUCGGAGCAUUGUCAGAUAUUUACGGACGAAAGCCUUUGAUGUUACUUUGCUUGACCGGCAUUUCGCUCUCUUACCUGUUAUGGGCAUUGUCUACAAACUUUGGUAUAUUUGUUCUGGCUAGAUUUGCGGGCGGUAUCAGCAAGGGUAACAUCAGUCUGUCAAUGGCUGUUAUCAGUGACGUUACUUGUUCAAAAACAAGAGGAAAGGCAAUGGCACUUGUGGGAAUAGCCUUUUCCAUUGGUUUUGUCGUGGGACCAAUGAUAGGUGCGUUUUUUGCGUGGAUAUCCAGUGGCAAUAGAGAAGGCACGUGGUACGUGAUACCAGCUCUGUUCGCGCUCUUCCUUGCCCUGAGCGACUUACUUUUUGUCGCUUACUACCUGAAGGAGAGUCUGUCGUUGAAACACAGAGCGACUACUUUGGCAAAAGGAUUAUCCGGAGCAAUUUCCUACAUCAAUCCCGUCGAUCUCUUCCAAUUUAAUGGGGUGCUGAACUUGAAUCGGCAAGAUCAACAAGAUUUGAAGAUAUUGGGUCGGGCGUAUUUUAUAUAUCUUUUCAUAUACAGCGGCCUUGAGUUCACUCUGACGUUUUUGACGCAUCAUACGUUCGGAUUUACCAGCAUGCAACAGGGUUGGAUGUUUCUCGGGAUUGGACUGACCAUGGCAAUUUUACAGGGCGGUUGGGUGCGGCACAUUCCCCCGAAUAGAACAAAAACUGUCAGCGAGCUGGGUUUAUGGCUUAUCAUUCCUGCAUUUAUAUGCAUCGGGGUCGCUAGCAAUGUACAGGUGUUGUGCAUCGGGAUUUUUCUCUUCGCAGUCUCCACCGCGAUGGUCGUUACAUGUAUGAUGACUCUGGUGACGCGCAUUGGACCCGAGCAUCAGAAGGGCGCGAUCACCGGUAUAUUUCGUUCACUAGGCGCGCUGGCUCGCGCCUGUGGACCCAUCAUCUUCUCCUCAGCGUUCUGGUGCAUCGGGAGUGCCACGACGUAUCUAAUCGGGGCUCUGCUACUUACGCUACCGCCGCUGAUUUUGCACAGUAUGCGUACUCUGUAACAUUGUGGCAUAGUCAAACGUUAUGCCGUCCUCUGCCUUUUUUUACUCUUAAAAGAUAUAUUGUACAGACAGUAUUUUUAUAUCUUUCUUACACACUUUUGCUAUCGUUUUAUACUGAUACUUUAAAGAGGUAACUAAAUACUCUGUCCGUCACGUUUGAUAUCUUCCCGUACAGCACGCACGUCUAAAGGAUGUCUUUAAGUCGUCUUUUAGAUAUACAUAUCUAAAAGACAACCUAAAGACGUCUUCAAAGCCUAAUCUAUAAUGUAUUCUCCGCAUCCAGAAACAUUCCAUUUUAUACAAGUAAAUCAAGACGCUUAAAAAAUUUGCCGACAGUGUAUACCACGAUUGUACAGUGUGUACUACACAAUUUUUUUAACGUAUUUAUCGACCACACAAUAGAAUGUUUCUAGACUCAAAUAGCACAUUGUAG
Vollenhovia emeryi is the source of this 2135-nucleotide messenger RNA. RefSeq names its product major facilitator superfamily domain-containing protein 10 (gene rtet). The transcript is spliced from 7 exons. Gene Ontology annotation, biological process: transmembrane transport. Gene Ontology annotation, cellular component: brush border membrane. The record is from RefSeq and is a predicted model, not a curated record. Bases 383 to 1702 code for a protein of 439 amino acids. Lineage: Eukaryota; Metazoa; Arthropoda; Insecta; Hymenoptera; Formicidae. Gene Ontology annotation, molecular function: transmembrane transporter activity.